CAAAAAGCGAUCGAACUCGAUCCAUCUCGUUCGUCAUUCGACUGCUAUACUCACUAAACCUGAAAGCCGCCCUUCAAAGCAAAGGAGAACACAGAAGUAGAGCUAUCAAAAGAGGAUAUCUUCGUCUGUGUAGUGACGGUCUUGGGGAUGCCGUAGAAAACACGCCAAGCACAUGGAAUUCCCCCAGAUUCGCGAGACCCACCAAAGCCAGGCAACAUAAAGUUGUCGGAUACAAAUCACAACCACCAUCGGCUCCAGUUUAUAUCAACUCCGUCAUGUUUUAAAACAUUCUUGUUCUUCUCUAUUAUGGGCAUCCCCAUGGACGAUAACAUUCAUACCCCCACUUUACCCUCCGGGCCUACUACGUCCGGAGGGGCUCCCCGCGAUCUGUCGAAGCUCACCAUUAUCGAACUGACGCAAGAGAAAGAGCGGAUCGAAGAGGAACUGUCAGCACUGAGCAGUGUUCUGAGCUCUCAUGGAGUCCACAUGAACACCACGUUGACAACCUUCGAUGGCUACCCUCGCGAUGAUGUCGAUAUCGCCCAGAUACGAACGACGCGAACACGAAUAAUUCGCCUCCGAAACGAUCACAAAGAUGUCAUGGCACAUCUCGAAAAGGGUCUCCAUGAUCAUUUCGCAAACCUCCAGCGCGCACAGGAUGCUUCUACAACUACCAACAAUGCGGGAACACCUAUGGCACUACGUACAGCGACGGGUGAUAACAGUUUGUCGGAUGCUGGCUUGUUAGGAACACCGUUCGCAAAGGUCAACAGCGUUGUGCCCGGGAGCCCAGCGGAUCAGGCUGGUUUGAAGGCUGGUGAUACUGUUCGAAACUUUGGAGGAGUGAACUGGAUGAACCACGAACGUCUUUCCAAGGUCGCAGAGACUGUUCAACGGAACGAAGGGCGUACCCUUGUAGUCAAAAUUGCAAGGAAAGAUGGCUCAGGCCAAACCACAGAGCUGGACCUGCAACUUGUUCCGCGCCUUAAUUGGGGCGGUCGUGGCAUGUUGGGCUGCCAUCUUGUUCCAUUGUGAUAGGGUGUCAGCGUGGGAGGCUUAUUACUCGAAGAAGAAACCCCCAGAAGGAAAACAUCGUUAUAUCCAUGCAAGGAAUGUAGAAUUUAUGAGUUUAUUUUACGAGGAAUGCGACACGGUUUCUCAUGAUGGUUUCGCUUUAUUGUUUAC
Molecule: messenger RNA, 1185 nt
Organism: Aspergillus wentii DTO 134E9
Lineage: Eukaryota; Fungi; Ascomycota; Eurotiomycetes; Eurotiales; Aspergillaceae
Product: putative 26S proteasome non-ATPase regulatory subunit Nas2
Exons: 4
Coding region: 307-1035 (242 amino acids)
Biological process (GO): proteasome regulatory particle assembly
Cellular component (GO): cytoplasm; nucleus
Molecular function (GO): protein binding
Source: RefSeq, a predicted model, not a curated record